Molecule: messenger RNA, 1723 nt
Organism: Benincasa hispida (wax gourd)
Lineage: Eukaryota; Viridiplantae; Streptophyta; Magnoliopsida; Cucurbitales; Cucurbitaceae
Gene: MPK12
Product: mitogen-activated protein kinase 12
Biological process (GO): protein phosphorylation
Molecular function (GO): ATP binding; MAP kinase activity
Source: RefSeq, a predicted model, not a curated record
GUCAAGUCUGUUCAAAUUAAAAAAAGAAAGUUGAUCGAAGUCGUCCAUGGAAGUACGAAUGAGAGAGCAUAUAUACACACACAGGCCGCCCAGUCUCCUCGAAGUCGUCCAAAUGAAAGUGCGUAUUUGUUUCAACUUCUCCCCAUAUUCCUCUCUUUCAACAUCUCUCUUUUAACUCUAAACAAUCCUCAGACAAAUCUUCAGCUACCUUUUCCUGCUAAUUUCAACACACCCCUCUUCAAAUUUCUCCCAUAUCUCGAACACCCAAUUCACUUUUACCCUUAAUCUCAAUUGGGUUAUCUUCCUUUCCCAGUUUUCUAUUUGGGGUUUUCCUCAAUUUUGAUUUCUUCUCUUCCUUGAGACCUCGGGAGUGUUAAUGGAGUCCAAUUCUUUUGAUCAGAACAUCAGGGGAGUCCCUACCCAUGGUGGUAGAUACAUUCAAUACAAUGUGUAUGGGAAUCUAUUUGAGGUUUCUAGGAAGUAUACUCCACCCAUAAGGCCAGUUGGGAGAGGAGCUUAUGGAAUUGUAUGCGCUGCUUCGAACUCAGAAACAAAUGAAGAGGUUGCAAUUAAGAAGGUUGGCAAUGCAUUUGACAAUAGAAUUGAUGCUAAAAGGACCUUACGAGAAAUCAAGCUUCUUCGACACAUGGAUCAUGAAAAUAUUAUUGCUCUCAAAGAUAUUAUAAGACCUCCUCAGAAGGAGAUUUUCAAUGAUGUAUACCUUGUUUAUGAAUUGAUGGAUACAGAUCUAAAUCAGAUAAUACGGUCCAACCAGUCGUUGACUGACGACCAUUGCCGGUACUUUCUGUACCAGUUGUUACGAGGGCUAAAAUACGUACAUUCUGCUAAUGUUCUACACCGUGAUUUGAAGCCAAGCAAUUUGUUCCUCAAUGCAAAUUGUGACCUAAAAAUUGGAGACUUUGGGCUUGCAAGGACAACUUCUGAAACCGAUUUUAUGACCGAGUACGUUGUUACUCGGUGGUAUCGUGCACCUGAAUUGCUUCUUAAUUGUUCAGAAUAUACUGGAGCAAUAGAUAUUUGGUCUGUUGGCUGUAUACUUGGUGAAAUUAUGCACAGACAACCAUUGUUUCCUGGAAGAGACUACGUCCAUCAGCUGAAACUUAUCACUGAGCUCAUUGGGUCACCCGAUGACUCGAGCCUUGGAUUCUUACGAAGUGACAAUCCACGAAGAUAUUUUAGACAUCUUCCUCAGUUCCCCAAGCAACAGUUUUCCACUAGAUUUCCCACCAUGGCUCCUGCUGCUAUUGACUUGCUGGAGAAGAUGCUAGUCUUUGAUCCUACUAAGCGCAUUACAGUUGAUGAGGCAUUGUGCCAUCCAUACUUGGCACCUCUGCAUGAUAUCAAUGAGGAGCCAGUAUGUCCGAGGCCUUUCAGUUUUGAUUUCGAGCAACCGUCGUAUACUGAAGAAAACAUCAAGGAACUUGUAUGGAGAGAAUCCGUGAAGUUCAACCCCGAUCCCGCUUUUUGAGGAUCAUGUCUGUUGUAUUCCUUUAACUGAUGAAGAACAAGAUCCAUUUAGUGUUACCGAGAAACCAAUUUGCGGUAAAUGUCUGUAGUUUGAAGAAAAUACUGGGCAAUUUCAGCUCUCCAUCCUUUUCCCUCUUUUUUUGUGUUGCAUUGUUUUGGGAUGUAAAAUAGAUCAAUGAAUCAGUCUUUGGACAUUCUUGAAAACUCUCUUAAUCAAUGCAGUUGUUAUAUGCCA